Molecule: messenger RNA, 2363 nt
Organism: Acomys russatus (golden spiny mouse)
Lineage: Eukaryota; Metazoa; Chordata; Mammalia; Rodentia; Muridae
Gene: Cfb
Product: complement factor B
Exons: 18
Coding region: 1-2289 (762 amino acids)
Biological process (GO): proteolysis; complement activation
Cellular component (GO): extracellular region
Molecular function (GO): serine-type endopeptidase activity
Source: RefSeq, a predicted model, not a curated record
AUGGAGAGUCCCUGGUUCUGCCUGGUCCUCCUGGUCUUAGGUCUCUCCUCUGGAGGGGUGACCACAACUCCAGUGCUUGCAGCGGGUCCGCAGACCUCCUGCUCUCUGGAAGGAGUAGAGAUCAAAGGCGGCUCCUUCCGACUUCUCCAAAACGGCCAGGCCCUGGAGUACCUGUGUCCCUCUGGCUUCUACCCGUACCCUGUGCAGACCCGAACCUGCAGGUCCACAGGCUCCUGGAGCACCCUGCAGACCCGAGAGCAAAAGAUUGUCAAGAAGGCGGAAUGCAGAGCCAUACGCUGCCCACGACCACAGGAAUUUGAAAAUGGGGAGUUUUGGCCCCGAUCAGUGUACUACAACCUGAGUGACCAGAUUUCCUUUCAAUGCUAUGACGGUUACACGCUCCGGGGCUCUGCUAAUCGCACCUGCCAAGCAAAUGGCCGAUGGGAUGGGCAGACUGCAAUCUGUGAUGACGGAGCGGGAUACUGUCCCAACCCGGGUAUUCCCAUUGGCACGAGGAAAGUGGGCAGCCAGUACCGCCUUGAAGACAGCGUUACUUACCACUGCAGCCGGGGACUUGUCCUGCGUGGCUCCCAGCAGCGGAGGUGCCAGGAAGGUGGCUCAUGGAGUGGGACAGAGCCUUCCUGCCAAGACUCCUUCAUGUAUGACAGCCCUCAAGAGGUGGCCGAGGCAUUCCUGUCCUCCCUGACGGAGACCAUAGAAGGAGUGGACGCUGAGGAUGGGCACAGCCCAGGGGAACAACAGAAGAGGAAGAUCGUCCUGGACCCCUCGGGCUCCAUGAAUAUCUACCUGGUGCUGGAUGGGUCCGACAGCAUUGGCUCCAGCAACUUCACGGGGGCCAAGAGCUGUCUCACUAACUUGAUUGAGAAGGUGGCGAGUUACGGGGUGAGGCCAAGAUAUGGUCUGGUGACGUACGCCACAGUCCCCAAGGUCUUGGUGAGAGUGUCUGAUGAGAAAAGCAGCAAUGCCGACUGGGUCACAGAAAAGCUCAACCAGAUCAGCUACGAAGACCACAAGCUGAAGUCAGGGACCAACACCAAGAGGGCUCUCCAGGCCGUGUACAGCAUGAUGAGCUGGGCAGGGGACCACCCCCCAGAAGGCUGGAAUCGAACGCGCCAUGUCAUCAUCAUCAUGACUGACGGCUUGCACAACAUGGGUGGAGACCCUGUCACUGUCAUUCAGGAGAUCCGGGACUUGCUGGACAUUGGCAGGGAUCGCAAAAAUCCCCGGGAGGAUUAUCUGGAUGUCUAUGUGUUUGGGGUGGGACCUAUGGUGGACUCCGUGAACAUCAAUGCCUUGGCCUCCAAGAAGGACAACGAGAAGCACGUGUUCAAAGUCAGGGACAUGGAGGACCUGGAGAACGUUUUCUUCCAAAUGAUUGACGAAAGCCAAUCUCUGGGGCUCUGUGGCAUGGUGUGGGAGCACAAGGGAGGCAGCGAUUAUCACAAGCACCCAUGGCAAGCCAAGAUCUCAGUCACUCGGUCUACGGGACACGAGAACUGCAUGGGGGCUGUGGUGUCUGAAUACUUUGUGUUGACCGCAGCACACUGCUUCACAGUGGAAGAUCAGAAACAUUCCAUCAAGGUCAGCGUGGGAGGGAGGAGGCAGGACCUGGAGAUUGAAGAGGUCCUUUUUCACCCCAACUACAACAUCAACGGGAAGAAGGCAGAGGGCAUCCCCGAGUUCUAUGACUACGAUGUGGCCCUGGUCAAGCUCAAGACCAAGCUCAAGUAUGGCCAGACUCUGAGGCCCAUCUGUCUCCCCUGCACGGAGGGAGCCACCCGAGCCCUGCGGCUUUCUCAGCCAGCCACCUGCAAGCAGCACAAGGAAGAGCUGCUCCCUGUGAAGGACGUGAAGGCUCUGUUUGUAUCUGAGGAAAGGCAGCGGCUGACACGGAAGGAAGUCUACAUCAAGAACGCGGACAAGAAAGCCAGUUGUGAGAGAGACGCUCUCCGGGCCCCAGGCUAUGACAAGGUCAAGGAUGUGUCCCAGGUGGUCACCCCCAGGUUCCUCUGCACUGGAGGGGUGGACCCCUAUGCUGACCCCAACACGUGCAAAGGAGACUCUGGGGGGCCUCUCAUUGUUCACAAGAGGAGCCGCUUCAUUCAGGUUGGUGUGAUCAGCUGGGGCGUGGAGGACGUUUGCAAGAACCAGAAGCAGAGGCGGCAACAGCUCGCCUCCGCCCACGCCCGGGACUUUCACAUCAACCUCUUCCAGGUGCUGCCCUGGCUCAAGGACAAACUCCAAGAGGAGGGUUUGGGCUUCCUGUAGGGGACUUCCUGCUGGGAGGAGUGAGGAGCAAAUUAAAGCAGUGCAAUAAAGACUGUGUCCACAUCUUUUUGGGG